AUGAUUUGCGAGAUCUGGUCUUCAGUUUAUACUUUUCUAAGAUAUUUUUCUUUCCCUCAGGAUGAUGAAGUUGUCCUUCAGUGUUCAGCCACAAUCUUGAAGGAACAAUUGAAGUUAUGUCUUGCUACCGAAGGCUUUGGGAACCGCCUCUGUUACCUGGAACCUACCUCCAAUGCUCAGAAAGUCCCUCCGGACCUGGCGAUAUGUUGCUUCAGCCUGGAACAGUCCUUGUCAGUGCGUGCGCUGCAGGAGAUGCUGGCCAACACAGUAGAGGUAGGCUCCGAGUCUUCUCAAGGCGGUGGACACCGGACUCUGCUAUAUGGACAUGCUAUUCUUCUCCGGCAUUCCCACAGCGGCAUGUAUUUAAGCUGCUUAACCACAUCCCGCUCCUUGACGGAUAAACUCGCCUUUGACGUGGGCCUGCAGGAGGAUGCAACUGGAGAAGCCUGUUGGUGGACCAUCCAUCCAGCCUCGAAGCAACGAUCGGAAGGGGAGAAGGUGCGCGUCGGUGAUGACCUCAUCCUUGUGAGCGUCUCUUCUGAACGGUACCUGCACCUGUCCACAGCCAGCGGAGAGCUUCAAGCGGACGCAUCCUUCAUGCAAACUCUUUGGAACAUGAACCCCAUCUGCUCCUGCUGCGAAGAAGGGUAUGUAACGGGAGGCCACGUUAUGCGUCUCUUCCAUGGCCACAUGGACGAGUGCCUCACUAUCGCUACUACAGACCCAAAUGAAGAGCAGCGCAGAGUGGUGAACUAUGAAGGUGGAGCUGUUUGUUCCCAAGCUCGGUCACUUUGGCGUUUGGAGCCCUUACGAAUCACCUGGAGUGGUAGCCACAUGAAGUGGGGCCAGCCUUUCCGUGUCCGUCACGUCACCACAGGCCACUACUUGGCCUUGACGGAGGAAAAGGGGCUGGUUGUAGUGGACGCGGAGAAAGCCAACACCAAAGCCACAGCUUUUUGCUUCCGGGCCUCGAAGGAAAAGUUAGAUGUUGCCCCCAAACGGGAUGUGGAAGGAAUGGGAGCUCCAGAAAUCAAGUAUGGCGAGUCCAUGUGCUUUGUGCAGCAUGUCGACAGCGGUCUCUGGGUGACGUAUGCGGCGGCUGAUGCUAAGGCAUUGCGCCUGGGGCUGCUUAAAAGAAGGGCCAUCUUGCAUCAAGAAGGGCACAUGGAUGAUGCACUUUCGCUGACCCGCUGCCAGCAUGAGGAGUCUCAGGCGGCCCGGAUGAUCUACAGCACCUCUGGACUCUAUAACCAAUUCAUCAAGGGCCUGGACACACUGAGUGGAAAAAUUAAAUCAAGCACGCCAGUGAAUCUUCCCAUCGAUGGGAUGAUUCUCAGCUUGCAGGACCUGAUCAACUACUUCCAGCAUCCGGAAGAAGAGCUUCAGCAUGAGGAGAAACAGACCAAGCUCCGCUCUCUCAAAAACAGGCAAAACCUCUUCCAGGAGGAGGGGAUGAUCACCCUCGUUCUGAACUGCAUUGACCGUCUCAAUGUGUACACCACUGCUGCGCACUUUGCUGAGUUUGCGGGCGAGGAAGCAGCGGAGGCCUGGAAGGAGAUUGUCAACCUGCUGUAUGAGCUUCUCGCCUCCUUGAUCCGUGGGAACCGUGCCAAUUGUGCUCUUUUCUCCAACAAUCUGGACUGGCUGGUCAGCAAGCUGGAUCGACUGGAAGCCUCCUCUGGUAUCUUGGAGGUUCUGUACUGUGUGCUGAUUGAAAGCCCCGAAGUGCUAAAUAUCAUCCAGGAGAACCACAUCAAGUCCAUCAUCUCACUACUGGACAAACAUGGACGCAAUCAUAAGGUUCUGGACGUCCUCUGUUCUCUGUGUGUCUGCAACGGUGUUGCCGUCCGUUCCAACCAAAAUCUCAUCACUGAAAACUUGCUUCCAGGGAGGGACCUGCUUUUGCAGACCAAACUGAUCAACUAUGUCACCAGCAUGCGCCCCAAUGUCUUCUUGGGAACUCACGAAGGCUCCACCCAGUACAAGAAGUGGUACUACGAGUUGAUUGUGGAUUACGUGGAGCCGUUUAUGUCUGCACAGUCCACGCACCUGAGAGUGGGCUGGGCCAUGGCAGAAGGUUACAGCCCCUAUCCUGGAGGUGGAGAAGGCUGGGGAGGCAAUGGCGUGGGAGACGACCUCUACUCAUUCGGCUUUGAUGGCUUGCACCUCUGGUCAGGCCGUGUGGCUCGACCGGUAACAUCACCUGGGCAGCACACGCUGGGAGCAGAUGACGUGGUGAGUUGUUGCCUCGAUCUGAGCGUGCCCAGCAUCUCCUUCCGCAUCAAUGGCUUCCCUGUCCAGGGCAUGUUUGAGAACUUCAACCUGGAUGGGCUCUUCUUUCCUGUGGUCAGCUUUUCAGCAGGCAUCAAGGUGCGGUUCCUCUUGGGAGGGCGUCAUGGGGACUUCAAGUUCCUGCCUCCUCCAGGCUACGCUCCAUGUUACGAGGCCCUCCUCCCGCGUGAGAAGAUGCGUGUGGAGCCCAUCAAGGAGUACAAGCAUGACUUCAACGGAGUCCGAAAUCUUUUGGGCCCUACACAGUCUUUGUCCCACACUGCCUUCACUCCAUACCCAGUGGAUACCAUCCAGAUUGUCUUACCCCCACAUCUUGAGCGGAUCCGGGAGAAAUUGGCAGAGAACAUCCAUGAACUUUGGGCCCUGACCCGCAUUGAACAAGGAUGGACUUAUGGAUCUAUCCGGGAUGACAACAGGCGCUUACAUCCAUGUUUGCUAGAUUUCCACAGCCUGCCUGAGCCAGAACGCAACUACAAUCUGCAGAUGUCAGGAGAGACACUCAAGACUCUACUUGCUCUGGGCUGCCAUGUGGGGAUGGCAGAUGAGAAGGCUGAAGAGAACCUCAAGAAAACAAAGCUUCCUAAAACGUACAUGAUGUCAAAUGGCUAUAAACCAGCACCACUGGAUCUCAACCACAUCAAGCUGACUCCAGCCCAAAAUACUCUGGUGGACAAACUGGCUGAGAACGGUCACAAUGUCUGGGCAAGGGAUCGUGUCCAACAGGGGUGGACCUAUAGUAUGGUGCAGGACAUAAAAAACAAACGCAACCCCCGCCUAGUGCCUUACAGCCUGUUAGAUGAGCGGACCAAGAAAACCAACCGGGACAGCUUGCGCGAAGCGGUGCGCACGCUCAUUGGUUAUGGAUACAACAUUGAGCCACCAGAUCAGGAAACCACAGGUCAAGAUCUGACCAAAAGUCGGUCGGAAAAGGUCCGCAUUUUCCGCGCUGAACAGUUCUAUGCAAUAAAAUCCGGGAAAUGGUACUUUGAGUUCGAGGCGGUCACCACUGGUGAGAUGCGUGUGGGCUGGGCACGACCAAAUGUGCGUCCUGAUGUGGAGCUGGGAGCAGAUGAGCUUGGUUAUGUCUUCAACGGACAUCGGGGUCAGCGCUGGCACAUAGGUAGUGAGCCUUUUGGCCGCCCCUGGCAACCAGGCGACGUGGUUGGCUGCAUGAUCGAUCUCAUCGACAAUAACAUCAUGUUCACGCUCAAUGGGGAGAUGCUGAUCAGUGAUUCUGGAUCAGAGCUGGCCUUUAAAGACAUUGAGAUUGGAGAUGGCUUCAUCCCAGUAUGCAGCUUGGGCUUGUCCCAGGUUGGCCGUCUCAACUUGGGCCAGGAUGUCAGCAGCCUCCGCUACUUCACCAUUUGUGGCUUACAGGAGGGCUUUGAGCCCUUCGCCAUCAACAUGAAGCGGGACAUCACCAUGUGGUUCAGCAAGAGCCUGCCACAGUUUUCCCUGGUGCCGACAGAACAUCAGCAUUACGAGGUGUCAAGGAUUGAUGGCACCGUGGACAACCCGCCGUGCCUCAAACUGACACACCGGACAUUUGGCUCGCAGAAUGCCAUUGUGGAACUCCUCUUCCUGCGCCUCAGUAUGCCAGUGGAGUUCCAUGAGAAGUUCAAAAUCACUGCUGGCACCACCCCCCUCACCCAUGCCCUCACCAUCCCUGAAGACGAGGUCAAGGACAUUGACCUGGAUUCAGAGUUUGAGCAGCUGAAGAAAACCGCCAGCCGCAAGGAGGCUGAGGAGGCCGAGAAAGAGAAACAAGGCCCUCCCCCACCUGGCACUCCCAAGGAGCCUCCUAAAGAGCCCCCCAAGGCCGAGAACGAUAAGGAUGCCUCCACAGAAAAAAGCAAGAAACGAGGGUUCCUGUUCAAAGCCAAGAAGGCCACCACUUUACUUACCCCACAGCCUGUGGUUCCCACGGUACCUCGUCUGGAAGAAGAAGUGGUCCCAGAUGACCGAGAUGAUCCCGAGAUCAUCAUCAACACCACAACGUAUUACUACUCAGUCCGGAUCUUUGCAGGCCAGGAGCCCACUUGUGUAUGGGUAGGCUGGGUCACACCUGACUACCAUCAAUACGAUAUGAACUUUGACCUCACCAAAGUGCGCAAUGUCACAGUAACCAUGGGUGACGACAAGGGAAACAUCCACGACAGCAUCAAGAGAAGCAACUGCUACAUGGUCUGGGGAGGAGACUUUGUCAGCAACACACAGCAGACUCGUGUCAGCACUGUGGAUCUGGUAAUUGGUUGCCUUGUUGACUUGGCAACAGGCCUCAUGACCUUCACAGCCAACGGGAAAGAGGUCAACACUUUCUUCCAGGUGGAGCCCAACACAAAGCUGUUUCCUGCUGUCUUUGCUCUCCCAACGAGCCAGAAUGUAAUCCAGUUUGAGUUGGGCAAACUGAAGAACAUCAUGCCAAUCUCUGCUGCCAUGUUCCGCAGUGAGCGGAAGAACCCGGAACCCCAGUGCCCGCCUCGGCUUGCUAUCCAGAUGCUGACGCCAAUGACUUGGAGCCGAAUGCCGAACGAGUUCCUGCGGGUGGAUGUGGCUCGCUUCAGUGAUCGGCAUGGCUGGAUGGUGGAGUGCACAGAUCCCAAUAUUAUGAUGGCCCUCCACAUCCCAGAAGAAAGUCGAUGUAUCGACAUCCUGGAGCUUUCAGAGCGCCUGGACCUCCUGAAGUUCCACUCCCACUCCCUGAAGCUGUAUUGUGCGGUGUGUGCCUUGGGCAACAACCGGGUGGCACAUGCCCUAUGUAGCCAUGUGGAUGAAUCGCAACUCCUGUACGCCAUAGAAAGCAAUCACCUGCCGGGCUUGCUGCGCAGCGGUUACUAUGACCUGCUCAUUGGCAUGCAUUUAGAGUCUGCCAAACGCUCCCGCCUCAUGAUGAACAGCGAGUUCAUUGUCCCCAUGACGGAUCAAACUAAGAGCAUCACUCUGUUCCCGGAUGACACCAAAAAGCCUGGCUUGCCUGGUGUGGGCAUGAGCACCUGUUUGCGUCCUCCUCUGCACUUUUCAGACACCUUCUUUGUGAGCACCAACUCUGAGCUGUACCAACUGAGCCCUUCCAUCCCCUUGGAUAUCCUCAAGGUGAAGGCCAUCACCAUGCUGACCGAGGCCGUCCAAGAUGGUGGGCAGCACACGAGGGACCCCGUCGGAGGCAGUGUGGAGUUCCAGUUUGUGCCCGUCCUCAAGUUGAUCUGCACCCUCCUCAUCAUGGGCAUCUUUGAAGAUGAGGAUGUGAGACACAUCCUCAAAAUGAUCGAGCCCUACGUCUUUGGGGAGUCCAAGGAGGAGGAAGCACCAGAGGGUGCUGAAGAAGGGGAAGAACUGGUGGAAGAGGAAGAGGAGGAGAUGGUGGCUACGGAGGAGGAGGAAGAAGGUGACGGAAUGGAGAAGGAGGCCGGAGGGGGGCAGAAGGAGGAGGCCGAGGAAGGAGACAAGAGGGAGCUGAAAGCCAUCGAGGCUGGGGAGGCAGAAGCAAAGGAAGACGAGGAGGGAUUGGAGGAAGGCCUGCUACAGAUGAAGCUUCCCGAAUCUGUCAAACUACAGAUGUGCAACUUACUGCAGUUCUUCUGUGACCGGGAGCUGCAGCACCGCGUGGAAGCCAUCAUAGCUUUUUCAGAGCGCUAUAUGGACAACCUGCAGACCAACCAACGUCAGCGCUACAACACACUGAUGCUGGCCUUCACCAUGUCAGCCGCUGAGACAGCGCGCCGCACCAGGGAGUUCCGAUCUCCACCACAAGAGCAGAUUAACAUGCUGCUGAACUUCAAGAAUGGGGCUGAUCAGGAGGAAUGCCCUGUUCCAGAGGAGGUCCGAGAUGAGCUGUUGGAGUUUCAUGCUGACCUGUUGACUCACUGUGGUAUCCAGGCAGAGGGUGAGGAAGAGGAGGAGGAGGAAGAGACGUCCCUCCGACGACGUUUGAUGUGUUUGGUAGAAAAGGUGGUGAGCUUCCGUAAGAAGAAGGAAGAAACUGAAGAGGAUCAGCCUCCAGAAGAGGAGCCAAAACCUAGCACGCUUCAGGAGCUGAUCUCCCACACCAUGGUUCAUUGGGCCCAAGAGUCCUUCAUUCAAAGUCCGGAGCUGGUGCGGGUCAUGUUCAGCCUUCUCCAUCGGCAGUAUGAUGGCCUUGGGGAGUUAAUCCGUGCCAUGCCUAAGGCCUACACCAUCAAUGCCAAUUCUGUUGAGGAUACCAUGAGCCUGCUGGAGUGCCUGGGCCAGAUCCGUUCGCUGCUCAUCGUCCAAAUGGGGCCCGAGGAGGAGAACCUGAUGAUCCAGAGCAUUGGCAACAUUAUGAACAACAAAGUCUUCUAUCAGCAUCCCAACCUGAUGAGAGCCCUCGGCAUGCAUGAAACCGUCAUGGAGGUGAUGGUGAAUGUGUUGGGAGGAGGAGAUUCAAAGGAGAUCCGCUUCCCUAAGAUGGUGACCAACUGCUGUCGUUUCCUGUGUUACUUUUGCCGUAUCAGCCGCCAGAAUCAGCGCUCCAUGUUUGAUCACCUGAGCUAUUUGCUGGAGAACAGUGGCAUUGGGUUGGGGAUGCGUGGAUCCACUCCCUUGGACGUGGCUGCUGCUUCUGUCAUCGAUAACAAUGAGCUGGCCCUGGCCCUGCAGGAACAAGACCUGGAGAAGGUGGUGACCUAUCUGGCCGGAGCUGGCCUCCAGAGCUGCCCUAUGCUGCUGUCCAAGGGUUAUCCUGACAUUGGCUGGAACCCUUGUGGAGGCGAGCGUUAUUUGGACUUCCUGCGGUUCACUGUCUUUGUCAAUGGGGAGAGUGUGGAAGAGAAUGCCAAUGUGGUCGUGCGCCUGUUGAUCCGGCGGCCCGAGUGCUUCGGCCCAGCACUACGGGGUGAAGGUGGCAAUGGCCUACUGGCUGCCAUAGAGGAGGCCAUCCAGAUCUCCCAGGAUCCUGCCCGUGAUGGGCCCACAGUCAAGAAAGAUCGCCGCCGGGAGCUGUUUGGGGGAGAAGAAACUCACGAGGAGAACCGGGUUCAUUUGGGCAAUGCAAUCAUGUCCUUCUAUGCCGCCCUCAUCGAUUUGCUGGGGCGUUGUGCCCCCGAAAUGCAUCUCAUCCAGGCCGGGAAAGGUGAAGCCCUCCGAAUCAGAGCCAUCUUGCGCUCUUUGGUGCCCAUCGAAGACCUUGUUGGAGUCAUUAGCCUCCCGUUGGCGAUCCCUUCAUUUGGCAAAGAUGGCAGUGUUGUCGAGCCCAAAAUGUCUGCCAGCUUUGUACCGGACCAUAAGGCCCCCAUGGUGUUGUUCCUUGACCGCGUGUAUGGCAUUGACAAUCAGGACUUCCUUCUCCACGUGCUGGAAGUGGGCUUCUUGCCUGACAUGAGAGCUGCUGCUUCGUUGGACACCGCUGCCUUCAGUACCACUGAGAUGGCACUGGCCAUGAACCGCUAUCUCUGUUUGGCUGUGUUGCCACUCAUCACCAAGUGCGCCCCUCUUUUUGCUGGCACUGAGCACCGGGCCAUCAUGGUGGACUCCAUGCUGCAUACGGUCUACCGGCUGUCUCGCGGACGCUCCCUCACCAAGGCUCAGCGUGACGUCAUUGAAGAGUGCCUCAUGGCACUGUGCAGAUACAUCCGGCCCUCCAUGCUGCAACACCUUUUGCGCCGGCUGGUGUUUGAUGUGCCCAUCUUGAAUGAGUUUGCCAAGAUGUCCCUGAAGCUACUGACCAACCAUUAUGAACGCUGCUGGAAGUAUUAUUGCCUUCCUACUGGGUGGGCCAACUAUGGGAUCUCCUCUGAGGAAGAGCUUCACCUGACCCGCAAACUGUUCUGGGGUAUCUUUGAGUCAUUGUCCCACAAGAAAUAUGACUCUGAGCUGUACAAGCUCGCCAUGCCCUGCCUGUGCGCAAUUGCAGGAGCCAUCCCACCUGACUAUGUGGAUGCCAGCUACUCCUCCAAGACUGAGAAGAAGGCAUCUGUGGAUGCUGAAGGCAACUUCGACCCCAAGCCUGUGGAGACACUCAAUGUCAUAAUUCCAGAGAGACUGGAUGCUUUCAUCAACAAGUAUGCUGAAUACACUCAUGAGAAAUGGGCCUUUGAUAAGAUUCAGAAUAACUGGUCUUUUGGAGAAGCCUAUGACGAGGAGGCCAAGACGAGCCCCAUGUUGCGGCCAUAUAAAACGUUCUCAGAAAAGGAUAAGGAAAUUUACCGGUGGCCCAUCAAAGAAUCGCUGAAGGCCAUGAUUGCUUGGGAGUGGACAAUGGAAAAGGCUCGCGAGGCUGAGGAGGAGAAGACUGAGAAGAAAAAGACCCGCAAGAUCUCACAGACACAGACGUACGACCCUAGCCAUGGCUACAAUCCUCAGCCCAUAGAUAUCUCUGGAGUAACCCUCUCUAGAGAACUGCAGGCCAUGGCAGAGCAGCUGGCUGAGAACUACCACAACACCUGGGGACGCAAGAAGAAGCUAGAGCUAGAAGCCAAAGGUGGAGGCACCCAUCCUCUUCUGGUGCCUUAUGAUACUCUGACAGCAAAAGAGAAGGCACGGGACCGAGAAAAGGCUCAGGAGUUGCUGAAGUUCCUGCAGCUUAAUGGCUAUGCGGUGACAAGCCUUUUCUGCAAAUUGGCAGCCUUGGUCAGGCACCGGGUCUCUCUCUUUGGCACAGAUGCUGCUGCCGUGAUUAACUGCCUGCAUAUCCUUGCCCGCUCUUUGGAUGCCAGGACCGUGAUGAAGUCAGGCCCUGAGAUUGUGAAGGCUGGGCUGCGUUCGUUCUUUGAAGGGGCCUCAGACGACAUUGAGAAGAUGGUGGAGAAUCUCAAGCUGGGCAAAGUGUCGCAGUCACGCACCCAGGUCAAGGGUGUGGGCCAGAACAUCACCUAUACUACCGUGGCACUGCUGCCCGUGCUCACAUCCCUCUUCGAGCACAUCGCCCAGCACCAGUUUGGGGAUGACGUCAUGUUGGAUGAUGUCCAGGUCUCUUGCUAUCGAACUCUGUGCAGUAUCUAUUCCCUGGGCACAACCAAAAAUCCUUAUGUGGAGAGGCAGCGGCCACAACUUGGGGAAUGCUUGGCACGACUAGCAGCAGCAAUGCCUGUGGCCUUCUUGGAGCCCCACAUCAACGAAUACAACCCGUACUCUGUCUACACCACCAAGUCACCCAGAGAGCGAGCCAUCUUGGGCCUACCAAACCGCGUGGAGGAGAUGUGCCCAGAUAUCCCCGUCCUGGAGAAGCUCAUGAAGGAAAUUAGCGGACUGGCUGAGUCAGGAGCCCGCUACACUGAGAUGCCCCAUGUCAUCGAGAUCACCUUGCCAAUGCUUUGCAACUACCUCCCUCGCUGGUGGGAGCGGGGCCCUGAAACCAACCCCCAGGGCCCUUGGUGCACCGAUGUGACGUCCGAUCAACUCAACACCUUGCUAGGCAACAUCCUGAAGAUCAUUGUCAACAACCUGGGCAUAGAUGAAGCUUCCUGGAUGAAGCGGUUGGCAGUCUUUGCACAGCCCAUUGUCAGCAAGGCAAAGCCAGAACUGCUUCGCUCCCACUUCAUUCCCACCAUGGAGAAGCUGAAGAAGCGCUCAGGGAAGGUAGUAGCCGAGGAGGAGCAGCUGCGGCUGGAGGCGAAGACGGAGUCUGAGGAUGCUGAGCUGCUUAUUCGGGACGAGUUCUCGGUGCUCUGCCGGGACCUCUAUGCCCUCUACCCCUUGCUCAUCCGAUAUGUUGACAACAACAGAGCCAAUUGGUUGACGGAACCAAACUCGGACGCCGAGGAGCUGUUUCGGAUGGUUGGGGAGGUCUUCAUUUACUGGUCAAAGUCACACAACUUCAAACGAGAAGAACAAAACUUUGUCGUGCAGAACGAAAUCAACAACAUGUCUUUCCUAACAGCCGACAGCAAGAGCAAAAUGUCCAAGUCUGGAGAAGGCCAGUCGGGUGGCUCAGACCAGGAGAGGACAAAGAAGAAGCGCCGUGGGGACCGCUACUCCGUCCAGACCUCGCUCAUUGUGGCCACUCUCAAGAAGAUGCUGCCCAUCGGCCUGAACAUGUGCUCCCCAACUGACCAGGAGCUGAUCAACUUGGCCAAGAUACGCUACUCCCUGAAAGACACCGAUGAGGAGGUGCGUGAAUUCCUCAACAACAACCUACACCUUCAGGACAAGUGUGAGAACUCCUCGUCCAUGCGCUGGCAGAUGGCUCUCUACAAAGAGAUGUCUGGCAAAGCUGAGGACUCAAACAACCCAGAGAAGAUUGUCAAGCGGGUUCAGGAGGUCUCCGCUGUGCUCUACCACUUGGAGCAGACAGAGCACCCAUAUAAGUCAAAGAAGGCCGUGUGGCACAAACUGCUCUCCAAGCAACGCCGGCGUGCCGUGGUGGCUUGCUUCCGCAUGACACCUCUGUACAACCUGCCCAGGCACCGGGCUUGCAAUAUGUUCUUGGAGAGCUACAAGAUCUCUUGGAUCCUGACUGAAGAGCAUCCUUUUGAAGACAGGAUGAUUGACGACUUGUCUAAACCAGGAGAGGAGGAGGAAGAGGAAGAGGAAGAGGCCGAAAAAAAGCCUGACCCCCUGCAUCAGCUCAUCCUGCACUUCAGCAGGACAGCCCUGACAGAGAAGAUCAAAUUGGAGGUAGACUAUCUGUACAUGGCUUAUGCUGACAUCAUGGCAAAGAGUUGCCACAUAAAUGAAGGUGAAGAGGGUGAAGAGGGAGAAGAAGGGGAAGAAUCUGAACUUUCCUUUGAGGAGAAGGAGAUGGAAAAACAGAAACUUCUGUAUCAACAAUCCCGGUUGCACAACCGAGGGGCAGCCGAGAUGGUUCUGCAGAUGAUCAGCGCCUGCAAAGGGGAGCCUGGUGCCAUGGUGUCUUCCACAUUGAAACUGGGCAUCUCCAUCCUGAAUGGCGGCAACGAGGAAGUGCAGCAGAAAAUGCUGGAUUAUCUGAAGGAGAAACGUGAAGUGGGGUUCUUCCAGAGCAUCCAAGCACUAAUGCAGACAUGCAGUGUGCUGGAUCUCAAUGCCUUUGAGCGACAAAACAAAGCCGAAGGACUGGGAAUGGUGACAGAAGAUGGAACGAUCAUCAGUCGUGAAAAUGGAGAGAAGGUGAUGGCCGACGAUUUGUUCACACAGGACCUCUUUCGGUUCCUGCAGCUCCUAUGUGAAGGUCACAACAACGAUUUUCAAAACUACCUGCGGACACAGACGGGAAACACAACCACAAUCAACAUCAUCAUCUGCACUGUUGACUACCUUCUGCGUCUUCAGGAGUCCAUCAGUGACUUCUACUGGUAUUACUCUGGCAAGGAUGUGAUCGAUGAGCAAGGCAAACGCAACUUCUCCAAAGCCAUGGCGGUGGCCAAGCAGGUCUUCAACAGCCUUACCGAGUAUAUCCAGGGACCGUGCACUGGGAACCAGCAGAGCCUAGCACAUAGCAGACUGUGGGACGCUGUCAUUGGUUUUCUUCAUGUCUUUGCUCACAUGAUGAUGAAAUUGGCUCAGAUGACCCAACCCCCAGGACUUCGAAAUGGCGAUGCAAGCCAAAUUGGCCUCCUGAAGGAGCUGCUGGAUCUGCAGAAGGACAUGGUAGUAAUGCUGCUGUCCCUAUUGGAAGGAAAUGUGGUGAAUGGCACCAUCGCCCGGCAGAUGGUGGACAUGUUGGUAGAAUCCUCUAGCAACGUAGAGAUGAUUCUCAAGUUCUUUGAUAUGUUCCUGAAGUUGAAGGACAUUGUGGCCUCGGACGCCUUCCGGGAUUACAUUACAGAUCCUCGCGGGCUCAUAUCAAAGAAGGAUUUCCAGAAAGCUAUGGACAGUCAGAAGCAGUACACCCCAUCUGAGAUCCAGUUCUUGCUCUCUUGCUCGGAGGCCGAUGAGAAUGAGAUGAUUGAUUACGAGGAGUUCGCCAACCGCUUCCAGGAGCCUGCCAAAGACAUUGGCUUCAAUAUCGCUGUGCUGCUGACCAACCUCUCUGAGCACAUGCCUCACGACAACCGCCUCAAGACCUUCUUGGAACUGGCGGAGUGCAUCAUCAACUACUUCAGCCCCUACCUGGGCCGCAUUGAGAUCAUGGGGGCCAGCAAGCGCAUUGAGCGCAUCUACUUUGAGAUCAGCGAGACCAACAAGACCCAGUGGGAAAUGCCACAAGUCAAGGAGUCCAAGCGGCAGUUCAUCUUCGAUGUGGUCAAUGAAGGGGGAGAGUCAGAGAAGAUGGAGCUCUUCAUCAACUUUUGUGAGGACACCAUCUUUGAGAUGCAGAUCGCAGCACAAAUUUCUGAGGAGGAAGGGCAGGAGGAGGAAGAGGAGGAUGAAGAAGAAGGGGCCGACGCAGGGGAAGCUGAGAAGGCAUCGACGCCGGCAGAGGCUUCUUCGGCUUUUGGGGAGUUUCUGGAAAGUGUCCUGAACUUUUUCCGGAUGUUCACGUACCGCAACAUCCGCCGGCAGUUCCGUAAAGUCAAGAAGAUGACGGUGAAGGAGAUGGCCAUGGGCAUUGCCACCUUCGUCUACACCAUUUUGAUGGGCAUCCUCUUCUUCCUCUACAACAUCUUCAAGGGCAUCUUCCUCCUCAUCUGGAACACGCUUUUCGGAGGUGGCCUGGUGGAAGAGGCCAAGAAGAUCACGGUGACGGAGCUGCUGGCCAGCAUGCCUGAUCCCACGCAGGACGAGGUGCACGGAGACGUGGCCCCGUCUGAAGAGGUGGAACAAGCGGCGGAAGAAGGGGAAGAAAUAGAGAUGGCUGAACCUGGCACGGAGGAGGCACCUGCCGAAGGAGAAGGCGACAAGAAAGAGCAUUUCCGGCCCAUGGGUGCAGACCCACCUGGUGGGCUUGGAGAUAUGGGAGAUACGACCCCUGUGGAACCACCUACGCCUGAAGGAUCGCCCAUCCUUAAGAGGAAACUAGGAGUGGACGGAGAGGAAGAAAUAGUGGAGCCAGAGAAGAUUGAAGAGCCUCCUGUAGAAGCAGAGAAAGCUGAUGCUGAGAAUGGUGAAAAGGCAGCAAAGGAGGAGGAAGAGGAGAAGAAGAAAGAGGAGGAGAAAGAAGACGAGCCCAAAGAAGAAACACCCACAGAACCAGUGAAGGAGAAGAAGAAGGUGACACAGCGGGAGAAGAAGGAGUCCGAGGCAGCAGGCUCAGAAUUUUGGAACGAGCUGGAAAUCCAGAGGAUAAAAUUUCUGAACUAUCUGUCUAGGAAUUUCUACAACCUCCGCUUCCUUGCCCUCUUCUUGGCCUUCGCGAUCAAUUUCAUCUUGCUUUUCUACAAGGUAUCGGAAACGCCUCCAGGCGAGGAGGAGUUUGAAGGCUCUGGCCUUGAAGGAGACCUGGAUGGAGGCUCAGGCGGCGGCUCAGGCUUUGGCGGGGACGAUGAUGGUGGGGAUGGCAAUGGGAACGGCAACGGGGAUGAGGACGAUGAGGACAGCGUGGUCUACUACUUCCUGGAGGAGAGCACGGGCUACAUGCAGCCGGCCUUGCAGUUCCUGUCCAUCGUCCACACCCUCGUCGCCUUCCUCUGCAUCAUCGGCUACAACUGCCUCAAAGUGCCCCUGGUCAUCUUCAAGCGGGAGAAGGAGCUGGCGCGCAAGCUGGAGUUUGAUGGGCUCUACAUCACGGAGCAGCCCGAAGACGACGAUAUCAAAGGCCAGUGGGACCGCCUGGUGCUCAACGCCCCGUCAUUCCCGAGCAAUUAUUGGGAUAAAUUCAUCAAGAGAAAGGUGCUUGAUAAAUACGGAGACAUCUACGGACGGGAGAGAAUUGCAGAACUGCUGGGGAUGGAUUUGGCCAGUCUGGAAAUCUCAGCACAGAACGAGAAAAAAACGGAGCCGGACAAGUCUUUUCUUACUUGGAUCACCUCCAUUGACCUCAAAUACAAGAUCUGGAAGUUUGGAGUGAUCUUCACAGACAACUCCUUCCUGUAUCUCUUCUGGUACAUGGUGAUGUCUGCCCUCGGCCACUACAACAACUUCUUCUUUGCUUGCCACCUCCUGGACAUCGCCAUGGGGGUCAAGACGCUGCGGACCAUCCUCUCCUCUGUCACUCACAACGGCAAACAGCUGAUGAUGACGGUGGGGCUGCUGGCGGUGGUUGUGUACCUCUAUACCGUAGUCGCCUUCAACUUCUUCCGCAAGUUCUACAACAAGAGCGAGGAUGAGGAUGAGCCUGACAUGAAAUGUGACGACAUGAUGACGUGCUACCUAUUUCACAUGUAUGUUGGGGUCCGGGCUGGUGGGGGCAUCGGUGAUGAGAUUGAGGACCCAGCAGGUGAUGAAUACGAGCUGUACCGCGUCAUCUUUGAUAUCACCUUCUUCUUCUUUGUCAUUGUCAUCCUACUGGCCAUUAUCCAAGGUUUAAUCAUUGAUGCCUUUGGGGAGCUGAGAGACCAGCAGGAGCAGGUGAAGGAAGACAUGGAGACCAAAUGUUUCAUCUGUGGAAUCGGGAGUGACUAUUUUGACACGACGCCGCACGGCUUUGAGACCCACACCUUGGAGGAGCACAACCUGGCGAAUUAUAUGUUCUUCCUCAUGUAUCUCAUCAACAAAGACGAAACGGAGCACACCGGCCAGGAGUCUUAUGUCUGGAAGAUGUACCAAGAGCGCUGCUGGGACUUCUUCCCUGCCGGCGACUGUUUCCGCAAGCAAUACGAGGAUCAGCUCGGCUAGGUGCUUCCUGUGGUGGUGUCUGAAGGAGGGAAGUGCCUGCCCAGCCUCCACCUUCCUGGCCCUCUUUCUUUGGCCCUGGGCGGAUGGGGGCACAGCCAGUGCAGGGUGGCACACCGGAUCUGGCUUUUUCUCUUUCAGAAAGCAGUGGGAGAAGCUGCCUUGUCCACCUGCCCCCCUGUCGUUGCCGCCGUCUCUUGUGUGUCCUGCUGCUUCUUCUCCCCUCCCCCCCAAAAAAACACCCAUGCAACCAGACCCUAGACGAAAGAGGUGGAAUACCCACCCUUAGGAAAAAUGACUUGAUGGUUGAUGGCUGGACGGCGGCGAUUAAGUGUAACGCUUGGCCAGUAACUCUUCCCGCCCCUUCCCUGUCCCGUGGGGGUGUCCAUGCAAUACUUCCCUUCCUGGGACAAAGGACCCCCCCAGUUUCAAGUGCCUUUCAUAGACUCUUAGCCCAAGGACAAGAGGGCCCUUUGUGGGUGGGAGCUAGAUGCUAUUUUUGGUUAAGGAGGAAGAGGAGAGUUAUUUUGCUGCUAUCUCACAUUGGCUUGUAAGGAGGGCAGGCAGAGGAAGAAAGAUGCUGGCCUUCUAGAGCCAGUCCCAAAGGAGGGGGGUACUAAUGCAGCCCCCCCCCAUCAGUCCCCUUUGCAGUAUCGGCCUACUCCGCUCCAAGCUGUGUCUCAUUUGUGGGGCUUGGGGUUUGUGUGAUGGUGAUGGUGGGACUUCUCUGUGCUACAAUUUUUCUGUGGAGCUGGGGAGGCACUGGUGAAGCCCAUCCCAUCCAACCUCAUGUGUGUUUGUGUGUGCAUAAGGAGCCAGAACGGAGCGAGCAUUAUGCUCCGUUCCACUCCUGUCCUGUCCGCCACUGUGUCCUACUCCCAUACAAAAUCAUAAGUGGGGCCUGCUGUGGGGACAGCUGGGAUCCAAACACCUCUGUGCUUCCUCGCCAUCCUCUCUGAGCACAGCUUGGUUACCUGCCAAUAAAACCAUAGACUGCUGCA
This is a messenger RNA of Anolis sagrei ordinatus, 15878 nucleotides long. The record is from RefSeq and is a predicted model, not a curated record. Lineage: Eukaryota; Metazoa; Chordata; Lepidosauria; Squamata; Anolidae.